AUUGGUUGCUGUAAUUUGACUUAAAAAAAGUUUUUGAAAUAAUACCAGAGUUGUGCGUAAAUAAUAAUUUAUUGAUGUCUGCAUGUGUUAUUAACUCAUUGAACAUAAUAAAUAAUAAUAAUUGUGCAGGGGUUAAUUAUUGGCUCUCUAUUUUACUAAACCGAAAAAUCAUUGCCAACCCCGAAGUGCGAAAAACUGAAAACGAAAAUGUUGUGACAUGUGUUUUACAUAAUUUCAUGGAAAAAAGUUAGGGUAAGCCCCCUUUAAUAAUAAUCUGGCACUGGUGCACAGGCAAUUUUAACAAAAUCCUCAUACCGCACCAAACUAUUAUUAUUAACAUUUGCCUCUCUGAAAAUCCGAUCAAUUUCCUUGGCUGAAAGACAUUCGCCCCAGUUUUGUAACAUGUGACGCAGCUGCUUGGCCGGAAUCACCCCUUUCCCGUCCGGGUCCCCAGCCUUGAAAGCAUCCACCACCUCCUUGGGCACAUUCUCCACUCGUGAAUGAAUAUGCAUAACCUCCAAGAAGUCAGCAAAGCUCAUUUUGCCAUUCUUUUGCUUGAAAUAACCUGCAAGCUCGGAGAUGGUGGGCGAGAGCCCCAGACUCCUCAUUAUCACUGUGAGUUCGUCUAGGGACUUGAUGUGCCCCGAGCGGGCGAAUAAGUAGAAACACUCGCGAAAUUCUGAAAGAUUUAUUAUCAUUAGAUUUUGGGGGCUACCACAGGGGGGUUUUACCGUCAAUGUCUUGCUCCUUGAAGUAGCGGGCCUGAAACAAGUUUGAUUAGAUGUGGGGACGACUUCAGACGGGUUUUUACCAUUUUUAGGGGCUUUUUUCUUGUAAAUAUUUACACGUCAAGUGUAUUGUUAUUAUCAAGGUGAAACAGGUGAAAGUACAGUUAGCGUCAUGAAAUUUGGCACAGAUUGGCUCGUCAUUAAUGAAUUAUUUAUUUUUAUCUCUGAUAUGAUAAUUUUAUCACUCAAUUGAGACAGAUAUUUUUUUUUUGGAGUCUCUGCAUUAGUGGCAACCCUAAAUCAGGGUUGUAAACCCCCCAAUUAUUCUUUUUUAUCGAUUUAUUUCUAACGAAAUUUAUUAACAAAUAAAGUUAUAUAACAAAACAUCCUCGUCAUUUGCGAUAGUCUUAUCACUCCACGCUUAGAUGUUGUUAAAUCCUCAUCCAAUUAAAAAAAGCUGACCCAAUAAUGCCUUGAUUAGUCUUCCAAAAAAUGGCUCGUAAAAGCCAUGACCCUAUUUCGAGACAGCUGAGCAACACUCAGAUUGUCCUUACUAGUCUGUGUGCCGGCGCCAUCGCCGGGGCCCUCGCCAAAACCACGAUAGCCCCCUUAGAUCGCACAAAAAUCAACUUUCAGAUCAGUAACAAACCGUAUUCGACUCGAAAAGCCUUCAAGUUUCUGCGUCAGACCUACCGCGAGCACGGGUUUCUAGCCCUAUGGCGGGGUAACAGUGCCACGAUGGUCCGUAUUGUGCCUUAUGCGGCCAUCCAGUUUACAGCACACGAACAAUGGAAGAAAAUACUCGAUGUAGACAAUACAAACAAGUCCCCCAGGAAAUUAUUUCUGGCGGGGAGUCUUGCGGGGGCCACUUCGCAGUCCCUGACGUAUCCAUUAGACGUAGCGAGAGCUCGAAUGGCUGUCACGAAUAAGCAAGAGUAUGCGACCCUAAGACAAGUUUUUUAUAAGAUAUUUUCUGAAGAGGGAAUUAUAGCGUUUUAUAAGGGGUAUAUACCUACCAUUGCGGGGGUUGUGCCUUAUGCAGGGGUUUCAUUUUUUACUUACGAUACCUUGAAAAUGCUCUAUAGAGGUAAAAGAAGCGACUGUAGCCAAUUUUUUGUAACUUUGUCUUUUCUAGAAUAUACAAAUUUAGAUUGUGAUGCUCAUUUAAAUCCUGUUAUUAGUCUCGGUUUUGGGGCUAUCGCAGGAAUGUUGGGUCAGUGUAGUAGUUAUCCGUUAGAUAUUGUAAGAAGACGAAUGCAGACUGAUACUCAAGGAAAAUACAAUUCAAUAAGAUCAACUCUUAAAAUUAUUUAUAAGGAAGGAAUAAUCGGUGGUUUUUACAAAGGUUUGUCCAUGAAUUGGAUUAAAGGCCCCAUUGCUGUUGGGAUAAGUUAUUCAAGUUAUGAUAACAUCAGAAACACAUUACGUCAAUUAACAGCGAAAUAUAAUAGAAAGUUUUUGUAGUAAUUUUUAUAUAUUAUUAUAUUACAAUUGUUUUUUAUCGGAA
Tribolium madens (black flour beetle) is the source of this 2235-nucleotide messenger RNA. Its product is annotated as mitochondrial coenzyme A transporter SLC25A42-like. Gene Ontology annotation, biological process: transmembrane transport. The coding region runs from base 1221 to 2192 and encodes 323 amino acids. Lineage: Eukaryota; Metazoa; Arthropoda; Insecta; Coleoptera; Tenebrionidae. Gene Ontology annotation, cellular component: mitochondrial inner membrane. The transcript is spliced from 4 exons. The record is from RefSeq and is a predicted model, not a curated record.